AUGAAUAAGAAGAGUCAAACAGAACAUUCACGUAUAUAUAGCAGUAGGAACACCAGUGGUCAGAAGGGCAGUAGGGACACCAGUGGUCAGAAGGGCAGUAGGGACACCAGUGGUCAGAAGGAAAGCAGGGACACCAGUGGUCAGUACGGCAGCCGGGACACCAGCAGUCAGAAGGGCAGCAGGGACACCAGUGGUCAGAAGGGCAGUAGGGACACCAGUGGUCAGAAGGGCAGUAGGGACACCAGUGGUCAGAAGGGCAGUAGGGACACCAGUGGUCAGAAGGGCAGUAGGGACACCAGUGGUCAGAAGGGCAGUAGGGACACCAGUGGUCAGAAGGGCAGUAGGAACACCAGUGGUCAGAAAGGAAGCAGAGACACCAGUGGUCAGAAGGGCAGCAGGGACACCAGUGGUCAGAAGAGCAGUAGGGACACCAGUGGUCAGUACGGCAGCCGGGACACCAGUAGUCAGAAGGGCAGCAGGGACACCAGUGGUCAGAAGGGCAGUAGGAACACCAGUGGUCAGAAGGGCAGUAGGAACACCAGUGGUCAGAAGGGCAGUAGGGACAACAGUG
Procambarus clarkii (red swamp crayfish) is the source of this 571-nucleotide messenger RNA. Its product is annotated as otolin-1-like. NCBI's taxonomy places the organism in Eukaryota, Metazoa, Arthropoda, Malacostraca, Decapoda, Cambaridae. The record is from RefSeq and is a predicted model, not a curated record.